Cynoglossus semilaevis (tongue sole) is the source of this 4869-nucleotide messenger RNA. RefSeq names its product dipeptidyl aminopeptidase-like protein 6. Gene Ontology annotation, cellular component: plasma membrane; voltage-gated potassium channel complex. The record is from RefSeq and is a predicted model, not a curated record. Gene Ontology annotation, molecular function: potassium channel regulator activity; serine-type peptidase activity. The transcript has 27 exons. Gene Ontology annotation, biological process: proteolysis; regulation of potassium ion transmembrane transport. Lineage: Eukaryota; Metazoa; Chordata; Actinopteri; Pleuronectiformes; Cynoglossidae. Bases 1196 to 3706 code for a protein of 836 amino acids.
UUUCAGUUGUAUCAUCGUUUAACAUAGAGUUAAAAAAAAAAUCUAAAAUAAUUCCUUUGGUUUCACCACGCCUUGAACGGAAACAGGUGGUGCCUAAUUGCAGCACUACAGUUGCAACGGUCGUGUAGAGCAUAAACACAAAGCAUCAAGAAAAACAAUAAACAAACGAUAAACAGUGAACCAGAGGCUGACGACAGAGGCGCAGGUGAGUAUGCUCACACGAAUUACCCCCGGCAGGAAGUAAGACCGACACACAAACCUAAAAUAUUCAUAUAAAUACAAAUAUUGUUAUAUAAAAAUGCAUAAUUAACCGUCUCCUGCACUUUUACAGGCAUUAAUGACUUUCAAAGAUUGUACUUGUCAGCCUGCUUUAAUGCGUUGCGCCACAAAGAGGCACUAAAGCUCCGUCUUGGGACUUUGUGUUUUGUUUUUUUUCCUAUGACUCAGUUGUGAAAACCAAAAACGGGUGCAACUACGUUGUGAAAGACUGUAAACCCAUGUGAAUCCCGGUGUUGUGUGUGGCUUUUUGGCUUGUUUUCGUGCAGCGCACGACUGCAGCACAUGCAGUGUUUGCGUGACAUGUGUUUGUGCUUCGCUCAGGGUCGGUCACUUCUCAUGCAGAGCGCGUCUGCGGAGAGAGCAGCUCCAGGAUCUCUGCGUCUCUGACGGGCUGUCAGCCCAGAGCUGAGCUGAAAAGUCUGGAAACAUCAUCAUUCACGCGUUUGUUUGUGUUUGUGUAGACAAUCAGUGGGAGUCUGGCUGAGGUCCAGGGUUUAGUCGGAAAUUCGGCGCAUCCGCCUGCUAUUGUCAGGAAACUGACGGGAGGCACCAACGUGUUUUGAAUACAGAGGGAAGAACUAUUGACACCUACAACCAGAGCCAGUCUGUCGUGCGCCGGGAUACAGCUGAGAGGACACCGCCGCCAAGGAUUCAGCCGCGCUCCAUCACUUUAAGCAGUGAGGUUCUUGUUAAAUAUCUUCACCUUAUCUUUCCUGGCUCCAUCACGGAGGUGAAUCUGGCAGCCUGCCAUCGCGUCUCCUCCGUGCGCACAGAAAACCAAUAGAUUUACAGCGAACAGGAGAAAAAAAAAGGCAGAAAGGAGAGGGGGUAGAAAAGAGAGAAACAGCCCAGUCAGGCGAGACCUUCUGUUGCUCUGACAUGCUGUAAGUUGUCUGCUGUGGACUGAACCUACAUCAUGGCUUCGCUGUACCAGAGAUUCACCGGGAAGAUCAAUACCACCAAUUCGUUCCCGCAGCCACCCGAGGCCAGCCGUCUGUUGGGUGGACAUGUGGUGGAGGACGAGAACGCGGCCAAGAGCCCUCAGCAGAGAGUGGACGGCAGACCCCCCGUCCAGUACCGCAAAAAAUGCGUGCGAGAGGACGAAGAUGACCUUGUGGGCAGUGCUCCACCUCAGAGGAACUGGAAGGGAAUAGCCAUCGCUCUAUUGGUCAUCCUCAUCAUCUGUUCCCUGAUUGUCACCUCGGUCAUCCUGCUGACACCCCGUGAAGAUGACAACCUCGCCCUUAAAAAGAAAGUGACGGUCGACGAUGUGUUCGGUCCCGAUCUUUACAUCCAUGACCCUGAAGCAAAGUGGCUGGGUGAUGAUGAGCUGAUGUAUCGUAGGAGGGAUGGAGAUGUCGUCAGGUUCAACGUGGACACCAAGGAGAGCAAAGUCAUUGUGGCAAACCAGUUAUUUGACAGAUCCAGAGCUGCAAAGUACCAAGUAUCACCAGACAUGCAACAUGUUCUGUUUGCCUUCGAUGUGAAAGCGAUCUACCAACACUCCUACGUCGCCAAGUACAUCAUUUACAGCCUGGUGACGCAGGAAACCUGGCCCCUGAAUCCACCUGAGGUGCACGAGGCCGCCCUGCAGUUUGCUGGAUGGGGACCUCACGGGCAGCAGCUGAUCUUCAUAUUUGAAAACAACAUCUACUACAAAGCCACGGUGGAGAGUCGAGCCAUUCGGCUGGUUUCCACCGGACAGGACGGCGUCAUCUUCAACGGCCUUGCUGACUGGCUGUAUGAGGAGGAGAUUCUGCAGAGUCACAUCGCCCACUGGUGGUCUCCAGAUGGACUGCGGCUGGCCUACAUGACCAUCAAUGACUCACNNNACCCAAAAAUGCAAAUUACAUGCUAUCGAAUUUCCUCUUGGCCCCUGCAGGCUGGCGAGGAAAACCCUGUGGUGCAGUUGUCAGUGGUGAGCCUUAACGGUCCCCUGCACACGGUAGUAAUGAAGAAACCCGAUGACCCACGCCUUGGGAGGGAGUAUUACAUCACGAUGGUGACAUGGGCCACCAGCACCAAACUGGCUGUGAACUGGCUGAACCGGGCCCAAAACAACUCCGUCCUGACACUGUGUGAGGCCACGACUGGAGUCUGCAUUAAGAAACUUGAAGAUGAGAGCGACAGCUGGCUGCACAGACAGAAUGAACUGCCACUCUUUUCCCAUGAUGGACACAGGUUCUUCUUCACUCGAGCCAUACCUCAGGGUGGAAGAGGGAAGUUUUUCCACAUCUCCAUGUCAACAUCACUGCCUAACGUGAGCACAGACAUCCUCCAGUCUCUGACCUCAGGAGACUGGGACAUCACCAGCAUUCUGGCAUACAAUCCUGACAAGAACCUUAUAUAUUUUCUGAGCACAGAGGAUGACCCGAAGCGACGGCACUUGUACAGUGCCGACACAAUCCCUCCAUUCAACCGCUGUUGCCUGUCUUGUGAGUUCAAGUGUGGCUACAUGGAUGUUUCAUUCAGCAACAACAUGCAGUACUUCUUACUCAGCUGUAAAGGCCCUGAUGUCCCGAGUGUGGCUAUCUACAGAACGGUGGACAAACAGAAGGUGUUUGAGGUGGAGACAAACUCAAGAGUGAAUCACACAUACCACAACAUGCAGAUGCCCAAGGCGGAGUACAAGACCAUCACCAUAGACGACUACACUCUGACCAUGCAGAUUCUGAAGCCGGCUGGAUUCACAGAAACUGCACAUUACCCUUUACUGCUUCUAGUGGAUGGUACACCUGGUGGUCAGAUGGUAACAGAGAGGUUCCAGGUGGACUGGGACACAGUUCUGAUCAGCAGCUUCAGCACCAUUGUGAUCCGCUUCGAUGGUCACGGCAGUGGAUUUCGUGGCACAAACCUUCUCCACAAAGUCAGACGAAGGCUGGGAAAAUUAGACGAACGAGACCAGAUGGAGGCUCUCAGGUUCAUUUCCAAAGAACCUUACAUUGAUAAGACUCGGAUGGGUGUCUAUGGAAAGGCUUAUGGAGGUUAUUUAUCCACAAUGCUCUUGAGCUCUGAUGAUUUUACUCAACUGAAGUGUGGAGCCGCAGUUUCCCCCAUCACAGAUUUUGAGCUUUAUGCAUCUGCAUUUUCUGAACGAUACCUUGGUUUAAAGACCGACUCCAGGGUGUAUACGAUGGCAAAUUUAGCACACAGAGCCGGUCGCCUUUUGGAAAAAAACUACUUGAUAAUUCACCCAACUGCUGAUGAAAAGGUUCAUUUCCAGCACACGGCCAAAUUUAUCAACCACCUAAUUAGUGACAAAGCAAACUACACUCUGCAGAUCUACCCAGAUGAAGGACACUUUCUCCACAGUGACGGGACACGGCAGCACCUGAGCCAGUCUCUGGUCAACUUCUUUGAGGAGUGUUUCCGGGUUCCCGAGGUCCUUCUAGAUGACGAUGACGAGGAGGAAGAGGACAGCAGUUAAAUCUGCGGCACUGAGCAGCCACACACCUCCAUCACUCACCUCUCAGCAUAAUAUGCAAGAAAUCUUUGAAACCCAGUCAACUCUAAAACCUGCAGCCGUGUACAAUUUCAGCCCAACUCUCUAAAGUGCAAACAGGAAUCCGAGCCUCAUCUCACAACGUGGUCUCCAUAAAACUCUGUAGAACUAGUGCAGUGACCACUAGAGCUCCCUCUGGUGGACAACUGAAAGAACAACAAAAAUACAGCAGGACAGUGUGUUUUCAUCCUUAAUAUUACUGAACAUGUUGCAGCCCAAGUUCCAUCCUGUUAAAAGUCAGUUAAUCGCAUUGAGAUUUAACCUUUGAAAGACAGUUUCCCACAAACCUUUGCCAACUGAUUCUUGUGUUCAUAAGUAUGACUACAGCUACUUGUUUCUCUGUUCAGUGUUCUUACGAUAGUUACAAGUCAAUGUCUGGGUGAAUCAUUCAUUUACAGAACAAGGGCAGAAUAUUUAAAACAACAAUAUGAAAUUGUUUCCUCCUCAUACUGUAAAUCUGGAUUGAACUGUUUUCGUCACUGUGCCUUACUGUGGGUGAGAUGUCCGUGUUAGCAGCCCACAUGACGCUGAAAAUGAGUAAAUACGGUGUAGACUUAUUUGAACUGUACAUUCUAACUCGCACACAGAUCAUGAUUUCAUUUUCCUAAAAGCUAACAGCUGGAUGACAAAAACAGGGUGGGGUUUGUUUAAUCUUAGAAGAGGAAAAGGACUGGAUACAAAAAAACGACUUGAAUGACCGCAUCAUAGUGAAACUAUUAGGAAUGUUUAGUUUGCAACUGCACUUCUCAUAUUUACCCACCAGACCUGCGUACCAGAGAGUGACCGCCGCUAUACCUUCAUCAUUUAUUGAUUUUCUUUGAUGUGUGUGUUAAAUGGCCUGACUCUUCUUCUCUCAUGUCACUUCUGUUGGUAUUGUCUGUGAUUUCUAGUCAGCUGAUGUACAAAGUGUAUAAAUCCUAAAAUGGUUUAAGUCUUUAUGUUGUAUGUGCAACUUGUAUAUAAAGCAUUUUGAAAGGUUGUCUUUGUGACUUUUGUCACCUUCCUCCACAUCAAUGGAGAAUUUAAGCACACUUCAAAUAUCAUGUCACUGACAGUAGGAAGACAAGAAAACAUCUGAGUCCCUAGGA